AGUGAGGAUUUACGACUGGUCAACAAAGGCACGUGAUUCCCGAACGCUCUCCCAUAUUUGGCCGCAUACCUGGCAAAGUACAGUAGGGCUUCAUUGCUUAUAAUUCAUGAUUGCAUCCAUAAAUCGUGCAAGCACACAGGAUUAUAGCGACAAAGAUCUACAAAUCGAGGCUUUAAAAAUCCAAGCAAAUGAGCUCUUACUUUGUAAACUCGUUCUCAGGGCGCUAUCCAAAUGGCUCCGACUAUCAGUUACUAAAUUAUGGGACUAACGGCGCUGUGAGCGGUUCCUUCAGAGACCCUGGCACCAUGCACUCCGGGUCUUUCGGCUACAACUACAAUGGCAUGGACCUAACCGUGAACCGCACCAACACCGGCAGCCACUUCGGGGCCGUGAGGGAGGAUGCCCGGGGAUUCGCGCCGGACGCCCGCUACAGACAGACGCCCAACUGCUCGCUCUCGUCUCCAGAGCCGGUGCCGCCGUCGUGCGCCACGGCCAGCCGCGAGCCGCUGGAACUAAAAAGCCCCUCUCCUCCCUCUGACCGGAGCGCGACCUCCGGAGCCAACAGCCUCAACAAAAGCAACAGCGCUCAUUUCACGGAGAUAGAGGACGGCACCGUCGCCUCUGAGACCGAGGAGGGCGCGCACAGCAGCGGCGGCUCCAGCACGGCACCGCGGGUGCAGCAGCAGCAGCAGCAGCAGCAGCAGCACCAGGACCCCAACGCCACCUCCUCCACUCCCACAUCUAAUGAUUGCCAAACGCCACAAAUAUUCCCCUGGAUGCGGAAACUGCACAUAAGCCAUGAUAUGACUGGACCUGACGGGAAAAGGGCCCGAACCGCGUACACCCGCUACCAGACGCUAGAGCUGGAGAAAGAGUUUCACUUCAAUAGGUACCUAACCAGACGGCGGAGGAUAGAGAUAGCCCACGCCCUGUGUCUUUCCGAAAGACAGAUCAAAAUCUGGUUUCAGAACCGCAGGAUGAAGUGGAAGAAGGACAAUAAACUGAAAAGCAUGAGUCUUGUGACAGGAGGCAGCGCCUUCCACAACUGAACAACUUUUGCUUUUUGUUUUGUUUUGUUCCCCUUUUCUCUCUGUGUGUGUGUGUGGGGAGAGUUACAACAAAAAUAGUUUAAAAAAAAAAGAACAAAAAAGAAAAUCCAUGAGUACUGUAAAGCAAAGCGCAGCACCUUCCAGCAUGCUAUUGUGAUUAGAAGAGGAAAAAGAAGAAGAAGAAGAAGAAGAAGUAUCCUGUGGUCUUAAAAAGAAAAAAAAAUGCCAUUUUUAGUUGACUUGUUGUUGUACUAUGAUAGCUUAGAUGUCCUAAAGAUGUAAAUAUUACUGGGGGUAUUAUUGUCCAUGCUUUCUGCUCUCUCUCUCAAUCUCUGUCUCUCUUUCUCUCUCUUUAUCUUGAAGGUGUUUUCAACUUGAGCUCUUUAUUGUGACGGUCUAACAGGAGUAAAAAAAAAAAAUUGUACAGUUAAAACACACAACAA
Messenger RNA from Acanthopagrus latus (yellowfin seabream), 1492 nucleotides. RefSeq names its product homeobox B5b (gene hoxb5b). Gene Ontology annotation, biological process: regulation of transcription by RNA polymerase II; anterior/posterior pattern specification. Bases 189 to 1049 code for a protein of 286 amino acids. The record is from RefSeq and is a predicted model, not a curated record. Gene Ontology annotation, cellular component: nucleus. Gene Ontology annotation, molecular function: RNA polymerase II cis-regulatory region sequence-specific DNA binding; DNA-binding transcription factor activity, RNA polymerase II-specific. The transcript has 2 exons. Lineage: Eukaryota; Metazoa; Chordata; Actinopteri; Spariformes; Sparidae.